AUGUCUUUCAAGUCCAAGGCCAACUUGUCCUACUCUGACGCUGUCAGAGCUUUCAACGACGAGACCUUCAUCUCAAACCUCAAUGACGCCUGCCGCCACCUCGCCAGGUCCAGUGUCAAACUCAUCCAGGCCUUCGACACCAUUAGCGACGAGCUCAACACCGUCGACAUCCGGAAAUACAAGUCAACGCCACCCAUGCGGCCGCUAUGGUUGUCUAUACAGCAGGAUUUCAAAGACGUGAUAAGGCAACAUCAAACGAGCGCUGGCUUGAUAUCGGGUCGCCUGAAGAUGUUCUAUGGACUUAUUCUACCUAUGGUAACGCGGGACGUUCACAAAGGAUCUCCACGAUCCCAUAACGAGAAGAUACAUGUUCUCAAGUCAUAUAUGAAUAUUUCUUCCGACCAUGUCACUUUUACCCAUAAUUUGGCAACAACCGCCCUGAAGCUCACCAGAAACUUGAACACCUUCCAUACCGAAUUCGCCAAAAUGUCCAGCCAAGGGGAGAAGAGCGGUCAAACAGAACUACAAGAUCUGACACACAAGCUGUCCCACGUAGAAGGUGCUGUGAAACAGUACGAAAUUCUACUACGAGUGGAGAGCUAUUUUGCUAACCAGUCCCUCCCCCCCAUUUACUUAGGUUAA
This is a messenger RNA of Marasmius oreades (fairy-ring Marasmius), 642 nucleotides long. RefSeq lists its product as uncharacterized. NCBI's taxonomy places the organism in Eukaryota, Fungi, Basidiomycota, Agaricomycetes, Agaricales, Marasmiaceae. The transcript is spliced from 4 exons. Bases 1 to 642 code for a protein of 213 amino acids. The record is from RefSeq and is a predicted model, not a curated record.